This is a messenger RNA of Lasiosphaeria miniovina, 672 nucleotides long. RefSeq lists its product as uncharacterized. The transcript has 2 exons. The coding region runs from base 1 to 672 and encodes 223 amino acids. NCBI's taxonomy places the organism in Eukaryota, Fungi, Ascomycota, Sordariomycetes, Sordariales, Lasiosphaeriaceae. The record is from RefSeq and is a predicted model, not a curated record.
AUGGGGUUUACCCGCCUCGCCCUCAUCGGCCUACCAUGCCUACUUUCGUUAUUGGGACAGGCUGAGCUGGCGGCGUCGGCGACGAUGACGCCGUCGUUCAAAUUCCCAACUUGCGUCGACACGUGCGCCGGGCACUCUGGCUGCCAGACGGACGAUUCAAAGUGCAUGUGUACGACAGCGAGGUCUUACUUUCUCGAGACUGUGGUAACAUGCGUAUACUACAACUGCAAGGACGACUUCCCCAAGGUUGACGGCGAAUUCUUGAAUAUCAUGACUGCCGGCUGCAAGGGCAUCAAGAAGCCCAUCCCCGACUCCUCGCUCAAGGCAGCCAAGAGCGUCUCAAAGCCAACACAGUCACCAUCAACCCAGUCAACGGCCGUCCAGGAUGCUCCCUCCAGCACUUUGGCUUCGGCGCAGGAUCAACAGACGUCAGCCGCGCCCGCGGCAGCAACAGACGCCUCGCCGCCUUCGCCUCCGUCGCAGCCGCCCCCAGUCGUGGUCACACCGUCCAGCUCGGAGUCUCCAAGUUCCGCCGCAGACGCGCCCAACCCAGUGCUCACAGACUCGAGCCCCUUUGCGCUUCCAAACUCGUCUGGGCCUCAAGUCGGGGCCAUGCUAUUCUAUGGGAUGGGCCUGCCCUUAUUAUUAGCCGGCGCCUUUACUCUGAGGUGA